Messenger RNA from Nezara viridula (southern green stink bug), 8871 nucleotides. Lineage: Eukaryota; Metazoa; Arthropoda; Insecta; Hemiptera; Pentatomidae. The record is from the annotation of a GenBank genome assembly.
AGUCGUCUACUUGCUGCUCGUUGACGGUGUUGUUGUUCGAAUGAGUUGUGGUUUAUUUACAUUUCAAUUCUGCAUUUCGUAGGUUUUUAAUAGUGCAUUUAUUAGCUGUUAGUUGGAGUAGCUCUUAAGAUGACAACCGACAUUUCGGUGGUCAGGUGGGAUCCUUCCCUCCAACAAGAGAUCGUUGACGACUAUGAAUACGAUGGAGGGAACUCCUCAUCUCGCCUGUUUGAGAGAAGCAGAAUAAAAGCUUUAGCAGAUGAGAGAGAGAGUGUACAGAAAAAGACUUUCCAAAAAUGGGUCAAUUCCCACUUAGUUCGUGUUAAUUGUCGAAUUAGCGACUUAUAUGUAGAUCUUAGAGAUGGAAAAAUGCUUCUACAGUUACUUGAAGUUUUAUCUGGAGAAAGACUACCACGCCCAACUAAAGGAAAAAUGAGGAUACAUUGUCUUGAAAAUGUAGACAAGGCUUUACAAUUCCUUCGGGAGCAGAGAGUUCAUCUUGAAAAUAUGGGAUCACACGAUAUUGUUGAUGGAAAUGCUAGAUUAUCAUUAGGUCUUAUUUGGACCAUUAUUCUAAGGUUCCAGAUACAAGAUAUUACAAUUGAAGAGACUGACAAUAGAGAAACCAAAUCUGCAAAGGAUGCCCUUCUUUUAUGGUGCCAAAUGAAAACUGCUGGCUAUCAUAAUGUUAAUGUUCGUAACUUUACAACUUCUUGGAAAGAUGGUUUGGCCUUUAAUGCUAUUAUUCAUAAGCAUCGACCAGAUCUUAUAGCUUUUGAACGACUAUCAAAAUCGAAUGCUAUGUAUAACCUUAACAAUGCUUUCACAGUUGCGGAAGAGAAAUUAGAGCUUACAAAACUCCUUGAUCCUGAAGAUGUUUUUGUCGAGCAGCCUGAUGAAAAGUCUAUCAUUACCUAUGUUGUCACUUAUUAUCAUUACUUUUCAAAAAUGAAGGAAGCAACGGUAAUUGGAAAAAGAAUAGGAAAAGUAGUUGGUAUUGCUAUGGACAAUGAUCGAAUGAUCCUCGAGUAUGAGGGGCUUACUUCUGAUUUGCUGAGGUGGAUUGAAGCAACUAUUUCUCAGCUUGGUGACCGACAUUUUGCCAAUUCCCUUGUUGGUGUUCAGCAACAGUUAUCUCAGUUCAACAAUUAUAGAACUGUUGAAAAACCACCAAAGUUUGUGGAAAAGGGCAACUUGGAGGUAUUAUUAUUUACUUUACAAUCCAAAAUGCGAGCUAAUAACCAGAAACCAUAUACUCCAAAGGAAGGUAAAAUGAUUUCUGAUAUCAACAAGGCUUGGGAGCGACUCGAAAAAGCUGAACAUGAAAGAGAACUUGCUUUGAGAGAAGAACUGAUUAGACAAGAAAAACUAGAACAACUUGCUGCAAGGUUUAACCGAAAAGCACAAAUGAGGGAAACAUGGCUUUCAGAAAACCAAAGACUUGUGUCUCAGGAUAACUUUGGAUUUGAUCUUGGAGCCGUUGAAGCGGCAGCUAAAAAGCAUGAAGCAAUUGAAACUGAUAUUUUUGCCUAUGAGGAACGAGUACAAGCAGUUGUAACUGUUAGUCAAGAAUUGGAAGCAGAAAAUUAUCAUGACAUUGAGAGGAUCAAUGCAAGGAAGGAUAAUGUUCUAAGACUUUGGAAUUACCUCCUUGAACUUCUGAGAUCCAGAAGAAUGAGGUUAGAGUUAUCUCUUCAGCUUCAACAGAACUUCCAAGAAAUGAUAUAUAUUUUAGAUUCUAUGGAAGAGCUGAAGAUGAGACUUUUGUCAGAUGAUUAUGGUAAACACUUGAUGGGAGUUGAAGAUCUUCUUCAGAAGCAUAGUUUAGUUGAGGCUGACAUCAAUGUACUUGGUGAAAGAGUUAAAGGAGUUGUACAACAAUCUCAGCGGUUCCUUGAUGAUGAAGCUACAGAGGGCUACAGGCCUUGUGAUCCAUCAGUCAUUAUUGAAAGGGUUCAACAAUUGGAGGAUGCCUACAGUGAGCUAGUAAAAUUAGCUCUUGAAAGACGUGCAAGGCUAGAAGAAAGUCGGAAGCUGUGGCAGUUUUACUGGGAUAUGGCUGAUGAGGAGAACUGGAUUAAAGAAAAAGAACAAAUUGUUUCCCAAGGAGAUAUUGGUCAUGAUUUGAUAACAAUUAACCUUCUCCUUUCUAAACAUAAGGCUCUUGAAAAUGAAAUAUCAUCACAUGAACCUCAAUUGGCUUCAGUUGUAGCUGUAGGAGAAGAUUUAGUCUCACAAGGCCAUUUUGGUGCUGAAAGAAUUCAAAACCGACUGGAUGAAACACUAGGCAUGUGGAAACAUUUAGAAGAACUUGUAGCUUAUAGAAGAAAGAGGCUUGAAGAAGCAGUUGAUUUUCAUCAGUUCUUUGCGGAUGCCGAUGAUGUCGACAUUUGGAUGCUGGAUACACUUCGACUUGUUUCAUCCGAGGAUGUGGGACGUGAUGAAGCUAAUGUUCAAUCAUUGCUCAAGAAACACAAAGAAGCAACUGAAGAACUCAAAGCCUAUUCUGCUACCAUUGAAGCACUCAAAUCUCAGGCUAGCGCACUUGGUGAACAAGAUCGAGAGUCAUCUGAUGUUAUCAACAGGAUUACAUCAAUCGAAAAUAGGUACAAGGAGUUAUUAGAACUUGCUAAGUUAAGGAAGCAACGGCUUUUGGAUGCUCUGUCAUUAUAUAAACUAUUUAGUGAAGCUGAUGGUGUUCAACAAUGGAUUGGCGAAAAGGACCGUAUGCUUGAGACAAUGGUACCAGGGAAGGAAAUUGAAGAUGUCGAGAUAAUGAAACACCGAUAUGAUGGUUUUGAUAAGGAAAUGAAUGCGAAUGCUUCAAGAGUGGCAGUUGUCAAUCAGUUAGCUCGCCAACUUUUGCAUGUGGAGCAUCCUAAUUCUGAACAAAUAGUUGCUAGGCAGAAUAAGUUGAAUCAUGAAUGGGCCCAAUUGAGAGAGAAGGCCGAAACCAAAAGAGAGGAACUUAACUCAGCACAUGGAGUUCAAACCUACUUUAUUGAAUGCCGUGAAACUAUAUCAUGGAUUGAAGAUAAAAAGCGAAUUCUACAGGCAACUGAUAGUUUGGAAAUGGAUCUUACUGGUAUCAUGACUCUCCAGAGGAGGCUAAGUGGAAUGGAGCGGGAUCUUGCUGCAAUACAGGCCAAACUUGACUCUCUGCAGGCUGAGUCUGAAGCUAUUAGUGAUACUCAUCCAGAAGAAGCAGCACUUAUAAAAGAAAGAAUUUCUCAAAUCACAACCAUAUGGCAGGAUUUGACUAUGAUGCUGAAAGAAAGAGAUGCAAAAUUGGAAGAAGCUGGUGACCUCCAUCGGUUCCUUCGUGACUUAGAUCAUUUCCAGUUGUGGCUACAGAAAACUCAAACAGAUGUUGCUUCAGAAGAUAUUCCAUCCUCACUGGCGGAGGCUGAGAAACUCCUUUCUCAACAUCAAGUCAUCCGAGAAGAAAUCGAUAACUAUACUGAGGAUUAUAAGAAGAUGAUGGAUUAUGGCGAGAAAAUUACAGCUGAACCCUCGACACAAUCUGAUCCACAAUAUAUGUUCUUAAGAGAAAGAUUGAAGGCAUUACGAGAUGGUUGGGAAGAGUUACAUCAGAUGUGGGAAAACAGACAAGAACUUUUGUCACAUUGGCUUAAUCUACAAAUGUUCAAUAGGGACGCUCGUCAGGCUGAAGUUCUUUUAUCACACCAAGAGCAUGUGCUAUCGAAGGAUGAUACACCUGUCAACUUAGAGCAAGCAGAAAACUUAAUAAAACGACACGAGGCAUUCCUUACGACAAUGGAAGCCAACGAUGAGAAAAUCAACGCUGUGGUGCAAUUCGCUGAACAGCUUAGUAAUGAAGGUCAUUUUGCAGGAGAUAAAGUCCUCAAGAAGGCUAAGAGUAUUGAAGAACGAAGAAACUCUAACAGGCAGAAAGCACAAGAAAACAUGGAAAAACUUAAGGAUCAGUUACAACUUCAUCAAUUCUUGCAGGAUUGUGAAGAACUUAGUGAAUGGAUUCAAGAAAAGAAAUUUAUAUCCCAAGAUGAAUCUUAUAGAUCCGCCAAGACUGUUCAUUCAAAAUGGACUCGACAUCAAGCUUUUGAAGCUGAAAUAGCUUCAAACAAAGACAGACUUAUCCGUGUUCAGCAGGCAGGAGAAGAACUUAUGAAAGAAAAACCUGAGCUUGGUGAGAUAAUAGAGCCAAAGAUACAAGAUUUAACUACCCAGUUUGUUGACCUUGAGACAAUGACACAUGAGAAGGGUGAAAGACUCUUUGAUGCUAACCGUGAAGUUCUUCUACACCAAACUUGUGAUGAUAUUGAUUCUUGGAUGAAUGAUCUGGAAAAACAGAUUGAGAAUGAAGAUCUGGGAACAGAUCUUGCCUCUGUCAAUAUUCUGAUGCAAAAACAACAGAUGAUUGAGACCCAAAUGGCAGUUAAGGCAAGGCAGGUUACUGAACUAGAAACUCAAGCUAAGCAUCUUGAAAAAACUGUUCCAGAGAAAAUUGAAGAAAUUAAAGAGAAAAAAUCGGCUGUCGAAGCCAGGUUCCAGAAGUUAAAAGAUCCUCUCUUGACACGCCAAAGGCAGUUGGAGAAGAACAAAGAAGCCUUUCAGUUCCGACGAGAUGUGGAGGAUGAGAAGUUGUGGAUUGCAGAAAAAAUGCCCCUUGCAACUUCUACAGACUAUGGUAACAGUUUGUUUAAUGUCCAUACUUUGAAGAAGAAAAAUAAGUCUUUAAGAACGGAAAUUGAUGGCCAUGAACCACGUCUCCACUCUGUCCUCCGAAAUGGAGAAAAGUUAGUGGAAGAAGGUCAUGAGGAAGGCCCAGAAUUCAGGCGUUUAAUUGAGGAACUUCUCGAGAAAUGGGAAAGGCUUAAGGAAGCUGUUGAAGAGAGGAAAAACAGGCUCACUCAAUCAGAACUUGUACAACAGUACUUGUUUGAUGCAAGUGAAGCAGAGAGUUGGAUGUCAGAACAAGAAUUAUAUAUGAUGGUUGAAGACAGAGGAAAGGAUGAGAUCUCAGCUGAAAAUUUGAUGAAGAAACAUGAAUCCUUGGAGUUAGCCGUUGAUCAUUAUGCUGAUACCAUCAGGCAACUAGGAGAAACUGCUAGAACUCUAACUGCCCAAGGAAAUCCUCUGAGCGAUCAGAUUUGUGUAAAGCAGUCCCAAGUUGACAAGUUGUAUGCCGGACUGAAGGACCUGGCUGGUGAAAGAAGAGCCAAACUUGAUGAGGCCCUCCGAUUGUUUACUUUGAACAGAGAAGUGGAUGAUCUUGAACAAUGGAUUGCUGAGAGAGAAGUAGUUGCAGGAUCACAUGAACUUGGGCAAGAUUAUGAUCAUGUGACACUUCUGUGGGAAAGGUUCAAAGAAUUUGCUCGGGACACUGAGGCUACCGGAGGUGAAAGGGUUGCUGUAGUUAAUAACAUGGCUGACAAUCUGAUUGCGGCUGGCCAUAGUGACUCCGCUACUAUUGCUGAAUGGAAAGAUGGACUUAUUGAAGCUUGGCAAGAUUUACUUGAGCUUAUCACUACCAGGACUCAGAUGCUUGAGGCUUCCCGAGAACUGCACAAGUUCUUCCAUGACUGCAAAGAUGUUCUUGGUCGCAUAUCAGAAAAACAGCAUGGAAUGUCUGAAGAACUUGGCAGGGAUGCAGGAAGUGUUUCCGUUCUUCAGCGUAAACAUCAAGGUUUCAUGCAAGACCUCCAAACUCUACAGUCACAGGUGAAUGCAAUUUGUGACGAGUCAAAUAAAUUGCAAGCUUCAUAUGCUGGUGACAAGGCCAGGGAGAUAACCAACCGAGAAACAGAGGUUGUCUCAGCCUGGGCUGGCCUCCAAGGCUUAUGUGAAGCUAGAAAAGCAAAGUUGGAUGAUACUGGAGAUCUGUUCAGGUUCUUUAUCAUGGUCCGGACUCUUAUACUCUGGAUGGAUGAUGUUAUCAGACAAAUGAACACUACUGAAAAACCAAGAGAUGUUAGUGGUGUAGAAUUACUGAUGAAUAACCACCAAAGUUUGAAAGCCGAAAUUGACACCAGAGAGGAUAAUUUUACUUCAUGUAUUUCACUUGGAAAAGAAUUACUUUCUAGAAACCAUUAUGCAUCAAAUGAGAUCAAAGAAAAGCUUCUUUCUCUGAAUAAUCAACGUAAUGCUUUACUGCAUCGAUGGGAGGAAAGGUGGGAGAACCUUCAAUUAAUACUUGAGGUUUACCAAUUCGCGAGAGAUGCCGCAGUUGCAGAAGCAUGGCUUUUGGCUCAAGAACCAUAUCUUAUGUCACACGAAUUAGGGCAUACUAUAGAUGACGUUGAAAAUUUAAUUAAGAAACAUGAAUCUUUCGAGAAAUCCGCAACCGCUCAAGAAGAAAGGUUCUCAGCUCUAGAACGGUUAACAACGUUUGAACUAAAAGAACUGAAGAAAAAAGAGGAAGAGGAAGAAAGGAGAAAAGCUGAGGAGGCUGCCGCAAGGCAAGCAGCUCAGGCCGCUGCCUCCAAACAACAAUCUGUAGAUAGAGGGGAUGGAGCUGAAGGAGACACGGGCCAGCUAAACGGUGCAUCCACUUCUGAACCAGAGCCCAGGAAGGCUCUGAAAGACAAGGAUGCUACACUGUCACCGGGUAGAAAGGUGAAGAGGUCUCGCUCCAAGAGCCCAUUCAGAUCUUUCAGAUGGAAGAAAUCUGGUGGCAGCAGUGGUGCAAAAUCUUCUGCUGUCAGUGAUGAUGAAGACAAUCUUGCUGCAGCUGCAAAGAGACCUAGUCCAUCUGCAGACGAAUGCCUCAUAGAGGAUACUUUAAGCAGAAAGCAUGUCUGGGAGGCACUUAAGAAAGCUUCCAACAGGUCGUGGAAUGAAGUCUAUGUAGUUGUAAGAGGUCAUCAAUUAUUGGCAUAUAAAGAUGCCAAGUCAGCUAAGAGUUCUCCAGAUUCUUAUUACAAAGGAGAGGCACCAAUAGAUCUCAGUGGUGCAUCUGUGGACAUCGCAACUGAUUACACGAAAAAGAAACAUGUAUUCAGGGUCAAGCUUUCUAAUGGUUCGGAGUAUCUCUUCCAAGCCAAGGAUGAUGAUGACAUGAGGAGGUGGACAUCAACGUUAAGGCCUGCUUGUGAAGCAUCUGGGCCUGGCACAAAGGCACAAACGCUUCCUGCAGGCCAGUCAAGUCAGCAGGAAACAAAAAAAAGAAGUUUCUUCACUCUUAAGAGAACAUGAAGGAAUUAACAAAUAUGGUGCAACAAACUAGAUUGGGGCAAUAAGAGAAGCCACCGGUUUUGUUAUUCUUAUAAAUAUAUAUAUAUAUAUAAAUAUAAAUGAAAAUAGAUUAUUUAAAGUUUUUUAGAUUAUUAUUUUAAAUGAAAAUACACAAAAUUUUAUUUAUUAGUUUCUUAUAAAGGAAUAAAUACUGCCAUUUUCAGUUGUUUUAUUUUUAUAGUAUAUAUUUAAAAAAAAAAAACUAUUAUUGUAAUAAGCCAUUUCAAUUGGAUAUAUUUAUGUAAAUUUAGGAUGAUUCAUUUUAUACAAUAUGAAAAUAGAUGCUUUUGCAUUUUAUUAUAGAUCACUUUCCCUCCACCUUUAUAGGUAGGUCGAUUAAUUUGAAUGGUGCCUGUUAAAAUGAAUCAUCCUUUAUAUUCAUAUAGAUACAUAUUUAUAUUUAUAAACACUUGCAUAAGUAUGUAUGUAACAAGUAGGAGGCUAGGAAAGAGUAUGGUUAUUUGCCUUUAAGAUAACACUGAAAAUGUAUUUAUCUGAAUAGCAGGUUGCAUUGGUGAGUCUGUCACACAAAUUCUGGACAAAGUCCUGUAUAUGAGUCCCAUAUACUGAUGUAUCUAUAACUCUACCUAUUGAAAACAAAGAAAAAAAUAUAUUAAGUGAUAUAGCCAUUAAUAUUAUUGUUGAGAACAAUACCUUCCCAUAUUGUUACAAAUUAUUGCUUUGCUUUUAUGCCUUGGGCACAGUCUUUGCUUUCUGCCUCCUUCAGGCACUUAAGCAUCACUGAUUUAGUUUUCAUUUAUUUUAUAAAUUUUAUUAUAUUUUAAUUAUACGUUUUCAUAUGUAAUAUAUUUUAUCAUUUUAUCCUGCUUUAUUUAUGAUAAACAACCUGAGGUAUUAUCAGAGUUUCCAUUAAUUGACUUUGUAUGAAGACAAAGUAAAAGCUAGAAAGAAUUAGAAGUCAUUAAUUUUAUUCAUCAUUUUAUAAAUAAAUCACUUUUCGAAGCUAUAUUGUUUAUUUUAAUAUUUAUGAUGGAUGUUCCAAACUUCCAUAUUUAUUUAAUAUUAAAGAAUAAAAUGCAUGGUUUAUAGACUGGAAAUGUAUUUACUAAAAAAAAAAAAACAAAAAAAAAAAUAGUAAACUAAUAAAACUUUUUAAAAUACAAGAUUUUGUAAACUUUAAAAUUGUGUAGAUAGUUAAAUCGAAGGAAGUGAGAUAAUAUUCUUUAUCUUACUUUUCUAAAACUAUUUACAGAUUUUGACUCUACGUAUUUCUGGCUGCUAGUUAGCCUCACUUCAUUACAUUCAUAAUUAAUUGGCUUUCAAAAUAGAUUAUGAAGAGAUUAAGAAUAUAUAUGUAUAAAAUAAAUAUCUUUAUGAAAAUGUUCUUGAAUUUUAUUUUACCUACCUUGUAAAGAUGUCUGUAGGAUGUAUCCCACCAUUUUAAAUGUAUAAGCCUUCUUUAUUGGUUCUAAGGUUUGUUAUUAAACAUUUAAUUAAAUAAUUUAUUCCAGAUUAUAUGUAUUUUUUAAAAUAAAGAAUUAAAUGGAUUGUUUUUUUUAUUUCUUCACUGUUCUUUUUUUAAUAUAACUUUUCUUGUCAAUUCAUAUGCUUUAUUAUACUGGAAGAAUUACAGAAUAUAAGCUCCCGUCCAGCAGUUGAUGUGGCUUACUGACUGCUAUCUAUAUGUCAUCAGUA